This is a messenger RNA of Schistocerca nitens (vagrant locust), 618 nucleotides long. RefSeq lists its product as uncharacterized. Bases 1 to 618 code for a protein of 205 amino acids. NCBI's taxonomy places the organism in Eukaryota, Metazoa, Arthropoda, Insecta, Orthoptera, Acrididae. The transcript has a single exon. The record is from RefSeq and is a predicted model, not a curated record.
AUGUGGGGAAAACGCAAAUGUGGGGAAAACGCAAAUGUGGGGAAAACGCAAAUGUGGGGAAAACGCAAAUGUGGGGAAAACGCAAAUGUGGGGAAAACGCAAAUGUGGGGAAAACGCAAAUGUGGGGAAAACGCAAAUGUGGGGAAAACGCAAAUGUGGGGAAAACGCAAAUGUGGGGAAAACGCAAAUGUGGGGAAAACGCAAAUGUGGGGAAAACGCAAAUGUGGGGAAAACGCAAAUGUGGGGAAAACGCAAAUGUGGGGAAAACGCAAAUGUGGGGAAAACGCAAAUGUGGGGAAAACGCAAAUGUGGGGAAAACGCAAAUGUGGGGAAAACGCAAAUGUGGGGAAAACGCAAAUGUGGGGAAAACGCAAAUGUGGGGAAAACGCAAAUGUGGGGAAAACGCAAAUGUGGGGAAAACGCAAAUGUGGGGAAAACGCAAAUGUGGGGAAAACGCAAAUGUGGGGAAAACGCAAAUGUGGGGAAAACGCAAAUGUGGGAAAAACGCAAAUGUGGGAAAAACGCAAAUAUGGGAAUAACGCAAAUAUGGGAAUAACGCAAAUAUGGGGAAAACGCAAAUAUGGGAAAAACGCAAAUAUGGGAGAAACGCAAAGAUAG